GAAGUGCAGCACGGGAGGGCGGAUCAUCUAGGUGGAAGCGACACUCGGAGACUCCCGAAAAAGCUAACAGAAAAAGUCAGCAAACGAACCAUGGACCUGAGUCUGAGCGAUGCUCUGACAGACAGUGUGCCCCAGGCGGACCCCGAGGGCCUGGUGGAGAGGGACUUUGUGUCCCAGCUGGAGGCCGAGCCGUUUGACGACCAGGUGGGGGAGACAGUGGGCAAGACGGACUACAUCCCCCUGCUGGACAACGACGACACCAGGGCAGAUGCUGACCCUGUGUUGGAGAAUGGCGAGCAGGAUGCCCAGGGGGCACAAAAACCCGGUUCUAAGGUGACGCCUGGGGGACAGAUAUCAGCGGCGCGCCCAGAACCACAGGGAGAAGUGCGGGCUAACUCGACAGAGCAGCAGGUCUUUGCAGCGACCGACUUCCUUACAGGUUCCAUGGCAGACUACCCUGAUCAGUGGAGCUCUCAGCCCAACAACCCAUUGCAGACAACGGACAGUGCACUGAUGGGAAGUCUCUCAGGUUUCUCCCAACCUACCAUGGGGCUGAAUAUGGACAUAGGGGCUGCUCCACUAUCGGCGGACAGGCCCCCCAGCAUCGCUGAGCCCCAGAAGCCCCCAACUCCGGCAGCCAAGACACACACGGACAUGUUUGAAGGUGCCCUGGGCGAAAGCUGGCCGGACCAGGCUUGCAUUCCCACCGACCUGCCAUUCACCCAGAGUGUCUCCACGGUGAUCAGUCGCCAUGCCAGCCACCUGGCGGCCAGCCCAGAAGACGCCCCCGACUCCGGCUGGCCCCACCAGGAGGCCUCGGCCGGUGGGGAGGAGAGGGAGGGCUACGAAGGAAACGACAGCAAACAGCAGCAGCAGAAGAAGAAGAAGAAAAGAAGGCCCAGGGACGAGCUGCACGACCUGGGGGAGAACAGGGGUCACCUGGAGGCUCAGGCUGAGAACAUAUCCCCGGAGGGCCACCACAGGGUCUCCCCCCGCAAGGACCGGGUGGAUGGGGGCUGGGAGCGCGAAGACCCGGGGAGAGUCGGAGGCAGAGGAAAGAAGAGCAAGAGCAGGAAGAAGCUUCCAGAAGAGUGGGGGGUCACUCCUGAGCCAUUGGUGCCAUCCUUAGUUGCUCAGCUCCCCAAGGGUGUGUUAGACCAGCUAGUACCCGACACCGCCCCCGCCCACACCCAGCCCCCGGAGAACCCUUACUCCAGCAUGUCUAACCGGGUGCUGAGUCCUGCCACUGAGGAGUUCUACCCAGACGAAGGCCUCAUUCCUCCGUCUCUUACCCAGGACCUGCUUAGUCUCACUACCCCCGCAGCCCCACCCACGACCCUGGACUUGUCGUCCGAGGACAUCUUUCCCACGGCCCCCCGUCCGUCUGACCCGUUCACCGCCAGCUACCAAGACCUACUCAUGGAUGCGGAGAACGCCAACGUGGGCAAGGCUGUAGAGGCCUUCUCCCCGGCCUUCUCCCUGGACUCCCCGGUUCAUCAGUCGGGGGUCACAGUCAUGUUCGAUCAGGACGCCUCAGUUCAGGAUGUCCAUAUGAAAGAUGAUCUGAGCACCCAGCAACCGGAUUAUGGCCUGUCCCCAUUGGUGAAGCUCAGUGGGCUCACGGCGACCGCUCCCCCGUUCUCCCCCUCCGAAAGCUCCUGGCUCCGUCAUGACUCCCACUUCAGCAACAACAACGACUCCUUUGAGUUCAGUGACAUCACUCCCGGGCCAGUGAGCCUGGCCUUCGACACACCGAGUCCAGCCCCGCUCCGCUCCCCCAAAACCAUACCUGAAUUCCACCCCAGGGAGGGCAAAGACGCCAAAUCCCCCUCACAGAAGAUACCCAAGAAGUCCCGAUCAUCCUCCUCAUCCUCUUCUACCAAAAGUCCGACCUCCCCAGGGAACUCUGGUCUCAACCCGGCUGCUAAGCCAUUCUUUCCCAGCUUCGCAGAUUCCUCAGAGCCCCCCACCGCGUUGGUGACCCCCAUGUCUGAAGCUUCCGCCGAGACGACUGCGACGGUCAAACUAGAGAAAGAGGAAAAGAUUGACAACUUCCAGAAGUUUGACCAAUAUGACAUGUUCAAUAAGCUGGAGAAAGUAGAGGAGAAGGAAACUAAUACGAAGACUGAGGCCUCGGUGAAGGUGGAGUAUGCAGAAAAAGGAGAGACAGCAGUUAAAAUCGAAAAGAUUGAGACACCAGAAAAGCUGUUGACGACCGAAAAAGCGGAAAAGGUGGAAAAAACUGAGAAAUCUGAAAAGAUGGAUAAAAUGGAGACACCAGAAAAGUUAAAGCCAACUGAUGAAGCAGAAAAGGUAGAUAAGUUGGAAAAAACAGACAAAGAAGAAAAAUCUGAGAAGAUGGAUAAAACUGAGACACCAGAAAAGGUAAAGCCAACAAAUGAAGCAGAAAAGGUAGAUAAGUUGGAAAAAGCAGACAAAGAACUAAAAUCAGAGAAAAUGAAUGUAGUUCAGAAGACGGGCAUUGCAGAGAAAACCAACAAAGUAGAGGAGAUGGACAAGGUGGAAAAGCCCGAGAUGAUGGAACAAAACGAACAAAAUAUUAGGAAAUUGGAGACCCCAGAGAAACAGGAGAAAUCUGACAUGUUUGACAAGAUGGAAACACAGUCUGACAAGGAGAAGACAGACCAUAUUGGAACAGUAACAGUAACAGCUGAGAAAGAAACAGACAAAUCUGAGAAGCCUACAGACAAAUUGGAAAAGGAGGAGAUGAAGCCAGAGAAAACGGUGCAUGCUGAGGAAUCAGAGCAUGCACAGAAAACAGAGCAUGCACAGAAAAAAGAGCAUGCAGAGAAAAAAGAGCAUGCAGAGAAAAAAGAGCAUGCAGAGAAAAAAGAGCAUGCAGAGAAAAAAGAGCAUGCAGAGAAAUCAGAGCAUGCCGAGAAAUCAGAGCAUGCCGAGAAAUCAGAGUUGGCAGAGAAAAUAGAGAAACAGGUUAAGGUGGAAAAAUCAGAAACACAAGACCUAAAAAGUCCUGAGAAAAAAACUAACAAGAAAGCAGAGACCGCUGACAAGGCCAAAAAAGUGGAGACCGCUGACAAGGCCAAAAAAGUGGAGACGGCUGACAAGGUCAAAAAAGGGGAGACAGUUGACAAGGUCAAAAAACCUACAAGUAAACCCUUGACCAAUGGGAGUAGUGCUGCUCCAAGCAAGGACCUGCCCAGUCCAGACAAGAAGACCAAGCCAGUCGCCGGGGCAACCAAACCGAGCGCAGCAAAGCCGCGGCCGAGCUCAGCAGCUUCUACCGGUGCUGCCAUGCCCAAACGCCCUACCCCUUCCACCGCUUCCACAACCACUGUCACCUCAGCCCCCCUCACCAAAAAAACCCCCACACCCAAGGUCCCGACCCCCGGCGCUGGCACCAAGCGGCCUUCGUCCGCAGCCAGCCGUCCCUCAUCCGCCGCCGCCACCACCUCCACCUCCACCACAGUGACCCGUGAGGUCAAGCCCAAGACGACCACAGAGAAGCGUCCCCUAGUGCCAAAGGUCACCGCCACCUCCACGGCUCGAGGUGCCGCUGCCGCCAAAACCGCCACUGCUACCACGGCAACUAGUAAACCAGUCACGGCAACUCGCGGGCCCCUCUCAUCCCGCCCCGCCACCAGUCGCCCACCGGCGAUGAAGACAGACAGCAAGCCAGGAGAAGAGAAGAAGCCAAGCGCUCUGAAGCCAACAACCGCCGACUCUACCCGGCCAAGGCCUAGCACCAGCCGCAGCUCCAUAACCAGCCCCACCAGCACCGCCCCCCGUGUCCGCCCCACUGCCGCCAAGCCAGCCUCCUCUGCCUCCUCCUCCACGGUACCAGAGAAGAAGCCCACUGUGCCCCGAGUCCCCCGUCCCAACUCCGCCACCACCUCGGCCAGCGCCGCCCGGACUGCCUCCCGCCCAAACCCAGUGGCCGCGCCAGACGUCCGCAACGUCCGCUCCAAGAUCGGCUCUACGGACAACAUGAAGUACCAGCCUGGAGGGGGGAAGGCUUCUGGCAGGAGCGACGUCCUGACAACAGGCUCCUCCUCUAAAGAGACUGGCCAGGCCAAAGUUCAGAUAGUCUCCAAAAAGCUGGACUUCAGCCACGUCACCUCACGCUUGGGGUCCAAGGACAAUAUCAAGCAUGUUCCUGGUGGAGGGAAGGUUCAGAUACUCAGCAAAAAGGUGGAUCUAAGCAAGGUGACAUCAAAGUGUGGCUCCAAGUCCAACAUCAAGCACAAGCCUGGGGGUGGCGAUGUGAAGAUUGAGUCCCAGAAGGUCAACUUCAAGGAUAAGGCCAAGUCCAAAGUGGGCUCAAUGGACAAUUUGUGUCAUGAGCCCGGUGGCGGUAACAUCAAGGCUGAGGGGGCCCAGGAGACAACCGAGGGGAAUGGGGAUCCCCCCAGUGAUACCCCAGCCCAAACCCCAGUCCCAGCCACGGUGCCAGGGCAGGAAAGCAGUCCCACCCAGGAGAAUGGGGUGAAGGAGGCUGUCCCCUGCGGGAGCACAGGCUUCCAUGACCCCCAGGGCCUGGACUCACUCAUCCCUGAGACAAGCUUCUAAUUCUUCUUUGUGCUAUCCCUCUACCCUCUUCAUCUCCCCCCUCAACGACCUCUUACCCUCCACUGUUCUCCCACUGUUCUCCCACUGUUCUCCCUCUGUUCUCUCUCUGUUCUCCCUCUGUCCUCUCUGCUCCUAUUUUAUUUCCCUUUCUUCCAUUCUCCUUCCACCCUUCCUGCUGCAGAUUGAGUCUUUCAAGCUCAACUUCCGCGAGAACGCCCGCUCGCGCACGGACCACGGCGCCGACAUCAUAACCUGGCCAGCCCCAGGCGACUGACCCUCACACCCGCAACUCAGUGUCUUUCUCCCCGGUGUCUGCCCCCACCCCAACCCCCCGACCCCGGCACGCUAGCAGGGACUCCCGGUCGUGACCCUCGACCCUGAUCCAAACACCUCCGCCUUCCUAUGGACUUAUUCGUGUAUCAUUCUGUUUUUACGACUAUCCCCGCGCUACCCUCCACUGUCCCGUGUUCCCAUUGGAUGAGCUAACAUUGUACAUAUUUCUAGACCAAGCUUCAGGCGGGGUGUGAUCGCAGUGGGAGGGGAAUGGCGACUCGCCAUGUUCACUCUGUUUCAUGUGGUGAUGUUAACAUUGUAUCAGUGUGCUCCGAGGGCUCUCCUAAGAUCCUGGUUUCCACUGGUCUCUCUCGUAAGGUGGUGGGAGGGAUGUUGGGCUGUGUUAUAUAUGACCCUUUCCCCUCCUCGCCUCCGACAACAGCACUCAUUUCAGAUCGUGUUUCCUCACCAGUCCUAGAGCAUAACCUGGCAGUACAGUAGCACAGUUCAGUCUUAUCCAUUAACACCGUGGUUCCGCUUUAGUGAGAGCAACAUCAGCCCUGAGCUCACCUGUUGUAUUCGCACAGACACUUUCCAAUUGGACAGCUUACGGUCUCCCUGCGGCUUAGGUAUGCAGAGUAAUAUGUGUGUAGCACCUCUUCACCUGUGACCAUGUAGGGCUGACAUGUGUUCCCAGUAAGCAUUGGUUAUUUACUCGCUAUUCACAAACUCUCCACUCCCUCAUAACCAUGUAUCCACAACCUGCUUUAUUCACUGUCCACCGUAAAGCACUCAGUAAAAUAUAGGAAACGUGUUGAGUCAUUGAACAAUAGGCUAUUUAACUCUCUGUGUUUGUGACAGUGUGUGUGAGUGGAUUAUACUGUAAAAUUGAGCUGUGGUGUUCUGGUUAGUUUUUCUCUCUCUUGACCUUUCAUUUUCUUUAUUGGUUUCACGUAAUUCUUUUAAUUUUUUUUUUAAAUAGUUUUCUUCUUUCACUUUUUUCCUCUUACAAGCAAUACAGUGCAUGGUCUCUACCGAUAGAACUGAGAAAUCCUCUUGAAAACACGCACACUUAUAUUUUCCCCCCAAAAAAAGGCACACAGUCAUGAGAUUGCAACUCUGAUUUGGGCUUUGAGUCAGAGAAAACAGGUCAAGGAUGUGAUGAGGGUAGAUGAAGAUAUAGACAGAUAAAUUAGAAAAAUAAGGCAUAUGAAAACUCAUAUCCAAUUAUAAUAACAGUGUCAGAAAGGUACAAUCUGGGAAAGUUUUAGAAAUGAAUACUUGUAAGCUUGAUAUUUUAUUUGGAAUGCUGUACAAGGGAGUCGUGUGAAGAGGAAUUAUGUGAAAGUGUCUUGAAAGUUGGCGGGGCUGUGUGUCUUCAAUGUGCCUCCUGUUCUGACUGGGGAUGGUCUACCGGAAAUAUACCUGAAACUGGGGUCCGACUUCUGGAAGAUAAAGAUAGUAGAACCUUGUCACUGUAGAGAGACGGACAGUGUCAUAGUUUAAAAUGAAAAACAAACACAACAUGGCACUGAGGAUUUUGAGGAAUUGUUUUUUUGUACCAACAGUAGCUCUGGUUAUUUCAACUGUUUUCUGAGAUUUCUUGAUGGGUCAAAUCUUACUGACAGUUAUAUGAGGACUUGCUGAAGGACUUGUCCAAACUUUAUUAGAGGUUCUGCUGAAGGACUUGUUUGGUUGGGCUAUUGGCAGUGGAACAUUCUAUGUGGCUUAUUUUACUCGUAGCAAUGUAUACAACGAUUGCCUCCAAUUGCCUUUUAAUGCAUGGCCUGGUGAUAUCAUGUCCAGAGCAGAAAGCCAAUGUGCAUUAUGACUUGCAGUGUUGUGGCUCAGUAUAUUUGUCCUUGAAGGCAAUCGUAGUCAUUGGUGUAUCUUUCCAUAUUACAGCUCCUUUAAAAAAAUUAAAAAAAAGUGGGCAGUAGGAAAAUUGGAGUCUAUAAUUUUGAUUCAAAACUCUAUUGUAGUUUGGUAUUUUAUAUAUGAUAAUUCAGCUCUCUAAGAUCAUAAUUUGUAAUUAUGUUGUUUGUCAAAAUGAGGACAGUACACAAACUACUUUUUCUGAGAAAGGAUUUUUUUUUUCAACCCCGAUCCCCAAAGUCAAGAUGUAGGUCUAUUCAUAGUACCACUAACACCCCAAAAUGUGUGUGAAUAACACAACUGACACUUUAUUAUUCUCUUAUGACAGAGAUAUGGAAACUAUUGAAAGCACCUUAAAAGCUUCAGUAUAUCAAAGAGGGUUUACUGUGAAGACGUUUUUUAUUUGAUAAAUUCAUUAGAGCCAGUUGUCCGUGGAUCAAAUGUCUGCAAUCAGGGCUGGGUCCAGGCAUAAGCGACAUAAGCAGCCGCUUAAGGGCCUCCACGGACAGGGAUGCAUCAGGGACCCUUAAAAGACUCAAUGAAGGAGCUUUGCACUCUAAUGUAGAGCAGUGAAAUUUAUUUAAUACGGAUGGCCUCCCAUUUUGCUAAGGAUUUACAUAGAAUAUUAUAUUCAAAAAAAUAUAUCAUUUACACAAUCUUAUAUUUUAAUUGGAGAGAUUUUUAGAUCAGUCAAUGAAAUGUAUUUAUAAAGCCCUUUCUACAUCAGCAGUUAGAUAUUGAUAUUUGAGUUUUUCUUGCAAAGCAGCAUUGAGAUAAGGGUUCUAUAGGUGGAUUGUGGGAUGUCUUCUGGUGUCAUGAUCUCCCUGGGCCUUCUACUAUCGCCAUGACCCCUGAUGUCUUGACUCACCCCACUUACUCUAGUAUGUUCUCUCUGACAUUGCACACGUUUGUAUAUAAAUCUAUACAGUCUAACUGUUUCUACAUUGUUUUGCCGCAGGAACAAAAGCGAUAUGAUAAGAACAAUGUGGGCCAUGUGGAUGUUAGGUAUGGCUUUAAUUUGAAUAUACCUAUAUUGGUUUUAAUUGUAAUAAGAAUCAAUAUUAUUACAGUAAGUAUUGAGCAAGUAUGCCUAUUUUCCAAGAAAAGGAUGGCGUAAGUGAAAGAAUGUUCUUGAGAUAUAAUGUACUAAAGAUGCAACACUUUUGUAUAUGUAUUUAUCUUGUGUUCCCAUAGCUACGUAGUACAUAAUGGUUGUCAGUGAUGAGUGUUCAAUCACGUGGGAGGCAUAGUGAGGUCUGGUCCGGCUUGUGGAUUUCUGUCAAUUAAACAGCUUUUUGUUAACUUUCACAUAACCUUUGUCAAUCCCCCACAAUCCCAGUCUUAAGAAAUGAAAAUAAUUGUAGUUACAGGGAGACCUUUAGACAUUAUUUUGACAUUGUAGGAUACUUUGGUCCUCUCACAUUGAUUUGAAAACAAGACACCUGUAACAUGGAGGGGGUUGAAACAAAUGUGUGUGAAUUGCACUGUGUAACAUGCCGCUGUGUUGCAACGUGUGCUGCUACACAUAUAUGUAAACACACACACUGCCCUGGAGUGUUAUGGAGGCGCCCAGAUCCUUGUGUAGGACUUAACACUAGCUGUCAGGUUUGGCUUGUGUUACUUUGCUUCAGUACUGCAUUAUUGAGCUCAAUAGAUCUGCUUCUACCGCUAGCGCACACCCAAUGUGCAAGUAUACUAAUAGAAAACACCUCUUAAGAGCAUGCAGAAACAAAUGGGAUGUGUUAGGUAGACUUAUAUCAUUCGCAGAAUUUGUCAUUUACAGAAUCUCUUGUUUUUGUGUUUUUCAUUAAUUUUGAAUUUUAUUUUUUGGUUUGAAAGUGUUUAUUGUGGUUAAUUAGUGAUGUGAUUAUUAAACAUGAAAUAAAAAAGUUUUAAGACAUUG
Molecule: messenger RNA, 8599 nt
Organism: Esox lucius (northern pike)
Lineage: Eukaryota; Metazoa; Chordata; Actinopteri; Esociformes; Esocidae
Product: microtubule-associated protein 4
Exons: 19
Coding region: 91-4548 (1485 amino acids)
Biological process (GO): neuron projection development; microtubule cytoskeleton organization
Cellular component (GO): neuron projection
Molecular function (GO): microtubule binding
Source: RefSeq, a predicted model, not a curated record